Messenger RNA from Cryptococcus deneoformans JEC21, 2471 nucleotides. RefSeq lists its product as hypothetical. Gene Ontology annotation, cellular component: nucleus. The transcript has 7 exons. The record is from RefSeq and is a predicted model, not a curated record. NCBI's taxonomy places the organism in Eukaryota, Fungi, Basidiomycota, Tremellomycetes, Tremellales, Cryptococcaceae. Bases 49 to 2415 code for a protein of 788 amino acids. Gene Ontology annotation, biological process: rRNA processing.
AUUGUGUACCAACAUCACAACCCGACGGUCUCUCAACAAGUGCCCAACAUGGCAGAGCAGACCCAAGUGAUUCCUUUGCUUUCCUCUUUACAGUUCACUCAUCCGUCAUUCGUACCGCUUCUGGAAUCUCACAAGCCGCUCGCUCGCCCAUCGAUCAGCUCCCAGUCGCAACUCAACAAGUUAAUCAGUCGACUUAACACUGUUCUAUUGGCCAAGGAUGACAGCAGAGAAAAAAGAGCUGCAUGCAUAGUAGCAAAGGAGAUGAUAAAUCAAGAUGAAGAAGGUUGGGUUUUGGCCGGAUGGGGUAAAGGUUGGCUCGGUGGGUGUCUAGGGUGGAUUGCCUCAACGUCGUCCCCUAUACCUUCGAUCCCUCCUUAUAUCUCUCUCCUCAGCACUCUUGUUCUUACAUCUUCUCAUUUCCCCUCGUUCGAGCGUCAAAAUGUGCAUCCUAUCAUGGGCAAGCUGUCCGUCUCUCUCGGAAGGCUUUUGCAGAGAUGUUUGGCUGAACCGCAACCAGAUUGGGACGUUAUGCUUGAUAUCCUCGACUCUUAUCAAUCUCUCCUUCUUCAUUCCCCUGCCAACUUCCGGCCAUCCACCGCAACUCUUAAACCCAUUCUUUUGGCCCUCCUUCUUAUGAUCCCAACUCCUACAUCACCAAACCCUUCGAUACCUGCUGAGAUCCGCACUGCGAGUGCCAAGCUCCUGGCUUGCUGCCAUGUUACCGCCGGUAAAGCUCAAAGCCCCGCGUCUUGGACCGCCGAUGUGAAGGAUCUUUUGGGUGGAAUCGGCAAGGCAGCAGCUGGGAUCACAGCUGAUGCUUGGGAGGCCGAUCCAGUUGCAGUCAACCCUCCACCAUCUCCUAACACUCCAGAGCUUCCUAUUGAUCCUUUACAGCGAGUCCCUGUCGCUUUGGAUUGGCUUGAGGGUUUGACCGAGGCGGUUUUGGAGAUGCUGAGGUUCCCCACCAAUCGACCUGUUCAUGUGCCUGUUGCGGGAAUUGUGAGCGCUGGAUUGAGGUUCUUAAGCUUGACUCUAGAUACUCCUACUGUCUCCUACAUUUCCCCGCAGCAUCAUGCUCUUCUUGUUGCAUCCCUGCCAAGAAUAUGGUCUAUCGGGAUGCAGCUUUUGGGUGGCAUUGCUUUGGCUGUUGAAGACCACCUCUUCCCUCAUCUUUCAAACAUCCUCGACCACUCUGUCUGGCUUCUCGAGCGUAUUCCAAGCAGCAUGUCAGAAUGCCGAACCCAGCUACUCAAAUUCCACACCCUCCUCUUAACCCUCUUUCCCCCAUCCCUGGUCCCCACCGAUUACCCAACACGUCUCUUACGUUUCUGCAUCUCCACUUUUUCACCUUUGCUAGAGCGCAAGGACGUCUCUGCUUCGGCUGCCGCAAGUCAGAACGAAAGCGGUGGUGGUAAACGGGGAAAGAAGAGGGCAAGGAAUGCUGAAGAUGGGUUAGUGGGUGAUUUGGAAGGAAAGGGGAGGCAGAGCUUGGGUGCAGGGGAAGUCAAGGUUAUCCUGCAAGCUCUGAAGCUUUCACCUAUAUUGCAUACUACCCCUCUCAUCUCCCCUUCCUUGUUGACUCUUUCUAUUCGACUUCAUCUCUCUCUCUACUUGGCCCUUCCCUCAUUAUUUUCAUCCGUUUUCCCUUCGAUCAACGCCAAAUCGGAGACCUUGGAAGCUGUGCAGAAGGUAUUGGAGAGCGUGUUGAGCGUCGGCGAAGGAUGGAGCAAGGGAUAUGAAAGCGUCAUCAUUUCCGUUCUUAGCCACAAAUCUCAAUCGUCAAUCGAUAAGAUUAUUCACCCCAAACUCCCUCCCAUGCUUCGGGCUCAACCUGCUUUGCGAGAAUUACAUUUCUUCACCAAGGAAGGCGACGAAGAGAAGAAGGAAAGGAAAUUAGCAAGAUUAGGGAUUGAUGACGAGGAUAUUGAGGUUGAGAAGGAAGAGGAAGAAGAAGCCGUGCGACCUCCUCCUACGCAGGUUACUUCCACGACAGGCUUUGCUUCCUUUGCCCUUCCAGCAACUAGAGAAGUACCCUCAUCUAUGCCUUUAGCCGCUUCGGCUCCUCUGGUGCCUAUCGCUGCCCCCGUUGCCGCUCCAUCAGUCGCACCUGCCCCUUCCGCAGCUUUCGUUCUCGAUUCCACGUCCGCACCUGCAACAGCAACAGCACCAGUCGUCGCUCCUAUCCCAUCCCAACCCGAACAAACUACCUCUACAAUCCCCUCGAGCUCCUUCAUCUCCUUCACCUCCAACUUGGCUUCGGCGACCACCAAUUCCAAAACAAAUGAAACUGUCGUAAAGCAGACAACCCAUGUGGAGAAGAUGGAGGUGGAUGACGAAGAUGAGGGAAUCCCUGAAUUGGAUAGUGGAAGUGAUGAUGACCUUUUGGAGGAUGACGAUGGGGAGGAGGAUGAUUAGAUUAAAUUAGAGUGCAUCCACAGGUUUUUGGGUCAUGUAUAUCAUUGUUAUUUUCG